GUGCUGUACCUCCACUGUUCAAUGUCAGUCGGUCUCACCACUUCCUACUCCUACAAAGUCCUGCAGCUACGACCAGGCUGCUGGCAGGUGGGAGGAGCUGACGGCCGCAGCCUCAGUGUGCUCCUGCUGUGACUCCAUGUGCGGCAACAUACCUAUCAAGAACACAGUCAGCAGUCCAGGCUUGCUCAUCAGACAAAGAAGUGAAGUGAAACCAAGGGAGAAGGAGAUGUCUUUUCAAGCAGAGGAGACAAGAGACUGGGAAGAUCCAGAAGAGAAGCUGGAAGGGGAAAAAGAUGAGAACUAUAAGGAAGUCCAGACUUUUCCACAGGAAACGGAGGAGGAAGAAGCCAGUCCUAAGAAGACCAAUGACACAAAAGCAUGGAGAACAAGUGAUGUAGUCACUCAGCAGGGAAACGGAGAGGAGGAAGAGGAAGAGGAGGACGUGGGAGAGACAGAGGUGGUGAUGGAUGAGACGGACAGCCAGCUGAAAGAGUUCUCUACAGAGGACAUCAUGUCUGACCAGAGUACACCGGAGGAAUUCUCAAGUACCGAACAUGCUUCUGUGAGUGGUUUGUCCAGUCACAACAUCAGCACUGAUGCUUCUGGUGCCAACGCUACAACUACAGCUUCCAGCUUUGCGAUUGAUUAUGAUGAUACGACCAAUCUUGGUUCUGCAGAAAAUGUUUCCACAGCUGCAUUUCCUACCAGUGAGCUUUGUGCUGAUGGUGACCCAAAGAGCUGCAGCACCACCAUUAAUAGUGGGGCACAAAGCUUCACCCCUGAUACUGUUAUUGGAGCCACAAAUAGAUCUGGUUCUCUUUGGGAGUCAGAUAUUAGAGACUUUGAGACAGUUGGGAAACACUCUGCGACCGGUGACUUGGGAAUGGAUGUCCCAGGUUUGUUUAAUAUCAGCAGGCUGGAGGCAAAUCAGAGUGACUCGCUCCUCUGGUCAGAACAGUCUGACUGGAUACAAGGCCAAGCAGAAGAUGUUGAUCGGAGUGAAAGAGCAGAUGGAGAUGGUGGUGAUGAUGAUGAUGAUGAUGAUGAUGAUGAUGAUGAUGAUGAUGAUAUGCUUCACAGUGUUCAGAGCAGAGAGUCAGACUCAGAGCAGCACGCUCAUCCAGCUGGCUUCAGGGACACAACCUUUGUACACAGGUCUCUCGGUAAGCCUGAUUUUGAUUCUGGAGCUGAAGAAGACGAAGCUCUUCAUCUAAGUCACUUGACUGGAGAAGAGCAGACAAUGCAUGAAGACAGCCUUAGUCACUCUGCUUUGGUGAGCAUCUCCUCGGCCCUGCAGGGCUCUGUAAGCAGCCUGCCAGCUGAUUCGGACUGGGCUGAUCUGGAGCAAGCACCGGGCUUGUACAGCUUGGGGUUUGUGGAGGAGUGGCCAGUAGAGGAGUUGGGACAGAAGCUGAUGGAUGACUUCUAUCAAGAUGAGAUUAUUUAUCAGAAGAGUUCUAACACUGGUUUACAUAAGAAUGGACACAAUAUUUCACUAGAGUUUUAAACAUGUCUGAGUCUGACCCGACAAAAACAGCACAUGAAAUCCUGUGCUGCUGUAUUUAUUACAUUGUUUCGUUCAAUAUUUAUGAAAGUCUUAAGAACAGCUUUGAAGGAGGGAAAGGUAAAGUCAGAAGUCAUAGUGGGUCAUGUAGAAUCCAUCCAGCAACAGGAAAUGAGGAAUUUUACAACCCUUUCUUUCAAAUGCUGUAACUUUCCUAUGAUUGUAGAACCUCAGUAAUUUUGAAACCUUUCUGUAAAUGUCAAGGACCAUAAACAGCUGUUAGUGCUCACAUGAAGAAUAUGAAACCAGGAGAGACUUUCAGACAAACCUUUCCAAGACUGGAGGAGAACCUUAUGUUCAGCUGCCUGUAGCCAUGAUGUGGACAUGUUUGUAAUGAAUAAACUCCUCUGACCAAGCUCUUACCUACCUUUUGACUUGUUGCCAUACAUGUGAGAAAUCUAUCGUGUAAAAAAA
Molecule: messenger RNA, 1978 nt
Organism: Notothenia coriiceps (black rockcod)
Lineage: Eukaryota; Metazoa; Chordata; Actinopteri; Perciformes; Nototheniidae
Product: protein starmaker-like
Exons: 3
Source: RefSeq, a predicted model, not a curated record